This is a messenger RNA of Cinara cedri, 3750 nucleotides long. NCBI's taxonomy places the organism in Eukaryota, Metazoa, Arthropoda, Insecta, Hemiptera, Aphididae. The record is from the annotation of a GenBank genome assembly.
CUGAUAAGUGAUAAUAGGUACCUAUAGUAAAAUUUAUUAAUAUAAUAUUAAUUCAUGUAUUCAUUGUGAUAUAAAUCACGAAUCUUUAUUCGUAGUAUAAAUUAUACAGCCUUAAUCAUAAAUUGCCACUAGCACCUAUUUUUUCAGUGCCCAAUGUUCAUGAGCCAGAAUAUAGUAUAAAAAUGGCCACAAUAACAUUCGAGCGCUAGCUGUUAAUUCAAGAACGAAGAAGUUUAUAGCAACUGAUAAGUCUUCGUUGAAUAAAUACAUAAUGUCUUAUAUAUUAUAUUAUUCUAGAUUCUAUUACUAAUAUAUAUCUAUACAGUAUUAAUACUAAAGUAAGUAAUAUAUAAUUUAUGAUUAUUCGUUUACAUAGGGCAUAGAUAAGAAUGUAGUAGGUAUAACUAGUAUUUACUUUGUUAUUGCCAUAUUGUGCUGCUGUCGUCUCGUCGACAGUUUUUCGUUUUGUAGGUCUGAAUUAUUAUUGUUUUAAAAUUAUUAUUAUUACAUAAAAAAUUAUUAUUAAACUUUUAUUCGCUAUUUAAUUGUUGAUACAAUUAUUAUGAAUUUUUUGUUAAAUGUUCGUUCCACUAAACUUUGUUAAGUUUUUUAUAUAAUUUAAACUGCACAAAUUACAAUUCUUAUUCAUAGGAAAGAAUAAAUACAUCAAAAUGCCAGAACCAGAUAUCCAAGAUGGAAGUCAGACCCAACGUCUGACCAAUGCUGAUUUUAGACGACUUCUCAUGACCCCUAGGUCAUCUCAGCCAUCAACUACUCCAUCAUCUGCCAACUCUACUGAAACGCAGUCGUCCAAAACACCAUCUUCAUCAAAAUUUGAAAAUGGAGGAUCACAUGACAAAGCCGAACUCCGUCGUAAAAAAAAAAUAUUUUAUGCAAAACUUAAAAAACAGGAAGAAAAUAAAAUGGCAGAACUGGCCGAAAAAUAUCGUGACCGAGCCAAAGAACGGCGGGUUGGUGCUAAUCCCGAUUAUCAGUCUCAGGAUCCUGUAGCUGUUGCUAGCGGUUACAGAGCAGUAGCUCCGGACAUGAAAUCUGGUAUGGAUGCAGCAGAGCGCCGACGUCAGAUGAUUCAGGAAUCGAAGUUCUUGGGAGGUGAUAUGGAGCAUACUCAUUUGGUAAAAGGUUUAGAUUACGCUUUGUUACAAAAAGUCAAAAGUGAAAUAACUGCAAAAGAAACUGAACAAGAAACUGAAAUGGAACAGUUAGUUACUACUAAACCGACAAAAGAUAAACCAAAAGACGAAGACGAAAUGCAAUUUAAAUCGCGACUAGGAAGAAACGUUUAUAGGUAAGAAAUUUGACUUAUUGAAAUGUACGGGCUUAGUAAAUUUAGUAAAUUAUUAAUCAAUUUUCUGUUUUAGAGUUGUUCUAUCUGAGAAUGAAUUGAUUCGAAAUCCAUUAUUUGCUCCUGGACGUAUGGCUUACAUAAUUGAUUUAACUGAUGAUAUUACAGAUACUGAUAUUCCAACUACAUUAAUUCGCAGUAAAUCUGAUGUACCCAGUAUGGAUGAUAGACCGACUUUGACCACAAAUGAUAUCGUUAUAAAUAAAUUAGCGCAAAUUCUUUCGUAUUUACGAACUGGACCAAAGAACUUUAAAAAAUCAAAAAAACGCGACAAACUAGUUUUUGAUGAUAAUAUAUACCCUGAAUUACCAGAUUAUGAACCUUCUACUCAAAAACGUAUUGAAGAGAAUUCAAAAAAACAAUUCAACUACUUUAAACAUUCAAAAGAUGAAGAACAAGAAGUUGAAAAGGAACAUCAUAAACGGGAUGAAAUGGGAUGGGUAAAUAUAUUCAGCAUUACAAUUAUGUAUUUUAAAAGUAUUUAUUGUAGUCAAAUUAAAAAUCUAGCAGCAUUGAGUAAAAUUUUAUAACUAGGUAGGUAUUUAUAAAUUAAUUAUACUAUAGGUAAUUUUUUUUGUAUCACAAAUCAAACAUUUUCUCUGAGGAUUUUAAGUGAAUUUUUUCUUUUAAUCAUUGUGUAAUUGUUUAAACUUAGUUUUAAAACACAUUUUAAUUUUUACCCCAAUUCCAUAUGCCUUAUAUAAGUGUAUACCUACUUUUGUUUUUUCAAUUAUGAAUAAUCCCUUUUUAAAUAGAAAUUUGAAUGAAAUGUAUUUUCUUAGAAAUGUUGAUAUGUAUAACACUAAUAUCAGAUUUGCCUAUUAAGAGUUGUAACAGUUUAAAAUUUAAACUGGAAAUGUUAUCAGUUUAUCAUUUAUCAUAUUAUAAAUAGAUAUGCAAUUUAUUACCCUUUCUUACUCAUUUGGUCUAAACUUUAUACCAUUUAAAGUCUUAUGGUAAAUCUGAUAUUACUAUCAGACUGCUGGUAUACGAAUAACUUUCUGUUUCUAAAUAAACUUAUAUCUAGUCAUGUUAAUUCCCCUACUCAUCUGGCAGAUAUUAACUUUAGAGUGGUUACUUGUCAAUUUUGUGUCCUUAAUUUUAAAAUUAAAGUGAAUUGGCCUAUUACCAUACUUAAAGUUAAGAAGAUUAUCUAUGCAUCAGCAUUAAUAUUUUUUUUUAUAUUUUGAGUUUUAAGUAAGAUGUGUUUGUGAGAUAUUACAAUAUAAAAAUGAUUAUAUCUCAUUUAAAAAUAUUGAGAAAAAGAACAUCAACACUGGGGCACAGAUAAUCUAACCUUUAAGUUUCGUAAUGUUUAUCGAUUCAUUUUAAUACUAAAACUAAAAAUACAAUUUGUUCUACUGAAUGCAAAUUUGCUGUCGCGCAAAUCAGAGACAGUAGAUGCCGGUGUUGCGUUUUCUUAAUAAAUCUAAACACAAUUUAUAAACUGAUGGUCUGGCAAACUCCGGUGUUUUAUAAAAUAUUUUUAAUUUAUAUAAAUUUAUAUUUUUGUCAAUAAUCUAUUAUUACAAGUUAAAUAAUAUUGUUCUUUGACGUAAAUCAAUUUAAUUGGAAUUUUAACCAUUUAUAUCCUUGUAAAAAUAAACAAUUAUUUUAAAAAGUUUUAAAUUGUUGAAAACAUUUUGAACCCCCUCAGAUACAGCCUCGUUAAUAUUUUAUAAAAUAAUUUGUACUCUUGUUUCUAAAAUAAGUAUGAAUGCAUUUCUAGUAAUAAUCAAUACUAUAUUUUUAUAUUAUAAAAAUAUAAUAAUGUAGUUUUCAAAAUUGUAGGUGGUGCACUGCUCCUGUGCACCUUAACACGAGCCAUCACUGGUUAUUAUUAUAAAUAACUAUUAUAUUAAAUUUUUCUAGGAGGCAUUGAGUAAAACAAAAUUCCAGCGCAAAAACCAAAUGGGCUUACUCUCUCGUUUGGCAGCUGAACCCACUGGUUAUGCAGAAUGUUAUCCAGGUUUAGAUGAGAUGCACGAUGCUAUUGAGGAUUCAGAUGACGAGGCAGAUUAUACGAAAAUGGAUUUGGGCAACAAGAAAGGGCCGGUUGGUCGUUGGGAUUUUGACACAGCCGAAGAAUAUGGUACAUAUAUGAGUAAUAAAGAAGCACUGCCAAAAGCAGCUUUCCAGUAUGGUGUCAAAAUGACAGAUGGCCGACGUACACGUAAACACAACAAAGAAAAGAACGAAAAAGCUGAACUUGAUCGUGAAUGGAAUAAGAUUCAAAAUAUAAUACAAAAACGUAAAGCCCCAUCUGGUAAAGAUGAGGGAGUAUCAUUUAAAGUACCUAAGUAUUAGUCAAACAUUUAUAAGUUAAUACACUAUUAUAUAUAUAUAUAUAUGUAUAUUAUACAGUUUAGUUACAUAAUGUAAUA